UUUGUAAAACACAUCUUCGGUCUUUGGGAUUAGCAAAAUCAGGGCUAUCUCAAAAGAAAGGAGAUAAUUGGUGCCUUGCUGUAUUUACCCAAGUGACAUUUUCAAACACUUGGCAGAAAAGGCAAAUCCCGAAAGGCCAAUGAAAGGAGAACUAUUGAAAUGUUAACUAUAUAAAGCCCUCCGCUAAUAUUUUCCUUUUUUAAAAGUUAGUGUCCACUGAAGAGGAAAUUUAUCGAAGGCAAAUAAAGGCGUUUUCACCCGGCUGAGGAGAGGGGAGGGGGAGGAGAAGAAGAGAAGAGGGAGGGACACGCGACAAACGUAAAAGAAACUGGUGGCGUUCAGUCAAGACGGCUGGUAACGCUGCAGAGGCCGGGGAGUUGCUCAAGUCAGCUGGGCGCUCCUAGGCUUUCCGCACCCGGCCGUUUCUCGCCUCUGCUGUCUUCUUUAAACUUGUACCGGCGCGGGAGGAGUGCAGCCGGAGAGAGAUUUUUCGCUGUUGGGAAGGCAGGUCUGUGACAAGCAGGGGACGAGGCAACGACCGCGCAACCCAACCCCGGCGGCGGACGGAAGCUGGCGACUCAGUCAUGGACAGUAGCUGCCUCAACGCGACCACCAAAAUGCUAGCGACGGCUCCAGCUCGGGGCAACGUGAUGAACACAUCCAAACCCUUGGCUUUCUCCAUCGAACGAAUCAUGGCGCGCACCCCCGAGCCCAAGGCCCUGCCGGUCCCUCACUUCCUGCAGGGAGCCGUGCCCAAAGGAGACCCCAAGCACUCCUUGCACCUCAACUCGUCGAUCCCCUGCAUGAUCCCUUUCGUCCCCGUGGCGUACGACCCUAGCUCCAAAGCCGGAGCGACUGGCUCCGAGCCCCGCAAGGCCAGCCUGGAGGCUCCGGCGCCGCCCGCCGUGGCGCCCUCCGCGCCGGCGUUCAGCUGCAGCGACCUGCUCAACUGCGCGCUAAGUCUCAAGGGCGACCUGGCCCGCGACGCGCUGCCCCUGCAGCAGUACAAGCUGGUAAGGCCGCGCGUGGUCAACCACUCUUCGUUCCACGCCAUGGGCGCCCUGUGCUACCUGAACCGAGGUGAUGGUCCGUGCCACCCGGCUGCGGGCGUGAACAUCCACCCCGUGGCCUCCUAUUUUCUCAGCUCCCCUUUGCACCCACCGCCAAAAACGUAUUUAGCCGAAAGGAAUAAACUGGUUGUCCCCGCGGUGGAGAAGCUCCCUUCGGGUGUAGCUUUCAAAGACCUGUCCCAGGCUCAGCUGCAGCAUUACAUGAAAGAAAGCGCCCAACUUUUGUCAGAAAAAAUUGCAUUCAAAGCCUCGGAUUUCAGCCGCGGCUCUCCCAAUGCCAAACCCAAAGUUUUCACUUGCGAAGUCUGCGGGAAGGUCUUCAAUGCGCACUAUAACUUAACCCGUCACAUGCCGGUGCACACAGGAGCAAGACCCUUCGUUUGCAAAGUGUGUGGGAAAGGUUUCCGGCAAGCGAGCACUCUUUGCAGGCAUAAGAUCAUUCACACGCAGGAAAAACCUCACAAAUGCAACCAGUGCGGGAAAGCAUUUAAUAGAAGUUCCACGUUAAACACACAUACCCGGAUCCACGCGGGCUACAAACCAUUCGUGUGUGAAUUCUGUGGCAAAGGAUUUCAUCAAAAAGGGAACUACAAAAACCACAAGCUGACCCACAGCGGGGAGAAGCAGUUCAAGUGCAAUAUCUGCAACAAGGCUUUCCACCAGGUGUACAACCUCACCUUCCACAUGCACACUCACAACGACAAGAAACCCUUCACCUGCCCCACGUGCGGCAAGGGCUUCUGCAGGAACUUUGACCUCAAGAAGCACGUUCGCAAGCUGCACGACAGCACCCUGGGGCUGACCCGCACUCCGACUGGGGAGCCAGGCAGCGAUCCGCCGCCGCUGCCUCAGCUGCAGCCGCCGCCGCCGCCUGCACCUCUGCCGCCAAUGCAGCCCACGUUGCCGCCUUCAGGGCCUCUGCAACCCGGGCUGCACCAAGGCCACCAGUGACGGAGGCCAAAGUUCCCCCACCACCCCAGCGGGAGGGCCCCCACUGCGGAGGUCGGCAGACCAGGGUGGACCUCUUGGUCUAGGCUCUCCUGCAAAAACUGGGGCCCGUUGGGCCCCUCACUUCUGAGCGGACCAGAAGCCUCUACAUCCCUUGGCCUUUCGCCUCUUGCAUGCACCUGCUAAAUGGUUUUGUGUAUUAUAUUCUAUAUUGGCACUAACAAUUAUGAUACAUUUGGAGGGGCUUAUUUCAAUUUUUUUUAUAAGUUGAAAGACUUCAUCUCGGGUGGAGAGAUGGUGUUUGUUUUGUUUUGUUUUUAAACACAUAUCUGCUGUAUUUAUUGAGAUCUGUAUUAUUCUACUCGGGAAUGCUGCACCAUUUUAAUUUUAUUAUUGUAUAUAUUUCCAUUGUGUCGAUUCUGCUGUCUCAAAAUGCCUGCUGAUUGUUUAUAAUUUCCUCCUUCCCUGAAGCAACAAAACACGGUGUGUAUGUUCUAUAUACACACAGAUGUGUGUGCCCGUGAAGGCACGUUCAACGUUUGUGAGCACAUACAUAUACACACAUACACAUUAGAUAAGAGUGGUCCAUAAUGAAUGAAUUUGAAUUUUUGUUUUGAUUCUUGCACGAACAAGUUGAUUCAUUGACUGUUGGAAAUAAAUACUUGGAAUAUGCUUAUUUAAUCAA
Molecule: messenger RNA, 2703 nt
Organism: Peromyscus maniculatus bairdii (prairie deer mouse)
Lineage: Eukaryota; Metazoa; Chordata; Mammalia; Rodentia; Cricetidae
Gene: Fezf1
Product: FEZ family zinc finger 1
Biological process (GO): regulation of transcription by RNA polymerase II
Cellular component (GO): nucleus
Molecular function (GO): DNA-binding transcription factor activity, RNA polymerase II-specific
Source: RefSeq, a predicted model, not a curated record